Molecule: messenger RNA, 1896 nt
Organism: Ostreococcus lucimarinus CCE9901
Lineage: Eukaryota; Viridiplantae; Chlorophyta; Mamiellophyceae; Mamiellales; Bathycoccaceae
Exons: 1
Source: RefSeq, a predicted model, not a curated record
AUGACUGACGAGACGACGAGACGCGCGCGCGGCGAUAGGACGUUUGACGAGGCGACGGAGCUGGCGGUGAAGACUAUGCAGACGCGAUACGGAUUGCCGGCGAACGGGCAGUGGGGGGCGCUGGAAAGAAUGAUGUUUGAGGAGGUUGGGAUUCAUACCGAUACGCCGAGGUUGGAGGCGUUGGCGCCGGCGAAGAUGGGGACGCUGGCGGCGCGCGUGAGCGCGAGCGGCGGCGCGAGAGAGACGCUGGCGCCGACGCUCGGCGCGAGAGACGGGGUGAUGAGCACGUUCGGUUCCGCGGUCGCCGGCGCGGCGCUCGGUUUAUCCGCGGCGUUUGUGAUCGGUGCGGCGGAUAACGCGCGUCGAGGGGGAGGCGUGCACGAUUUCGUCGAAGACGCGCGAGUCAACUUGCUCGGGUUGGCGGGACUGUUUAAACCGUCGAAUUUCAAACGCCCGACGCGCGCGACCGCGGCGUACGAUGACGACGUGGGUGGCGAGCAAUACGAGGACAGACGUGAUACGCGACGAAACGAUGGUUGGGCGGACGAUGACUGGCGCGGAAACGAUCCCAGGCGCGGACCGGACGGCGGCAUGCCGCCGGGCGCGAGCGAGGAGUACUACGGAUACGACGCCCAGUACCACACCUCGCGCACUCGCCGCUUGAUGGCGGGCGCCGUAUCCGCGGUGGUGGAGAGCGAACGACCGAAGCAGCGUCAAGGAACGUCGCGGCGACCGGGUGGAGGCGGUGCCAGGGCGCAGCGCGCACUCGCGGGCAUGGAUUUACAGCGCAAGCAGCAAGAGUUGGUAAACUCUCCCGAGCUCGAAGUUGAAGUCGAAGUCGAAGUCGGGGCGUCUUCGCGACCGAUGGCGACGAUGAUGCAGCGCGUGCGACAAGGCUGGGAUGCGAGCUUAGAUGCGGUAGGCAACGUCAUUCCGGAUGCUAUCCCGCUCAUCGGCAACGGGAGCGAUUUCACCGCGCGAGCGCAACGCGAGCGCGACUUGAACGCUCGGCUCGCCGAGGCGCGUUACUACGCCGAGCUGGAACAGCAAAAGCGCCUUAAGGCUGAAAAGGCGUUCAAGCAAAGUCAUCAAAAGUGGCUCGAUGCGCAGGCGGCGACGCGCGAGGUGCGCGCCCAGGCAGCGGCCACGGCGGCAAAAUUGGGCGAACUCGAGGAGCGUCUGUUUAGCGAAGACAUCUUCGACGACCACCCGGUGAUGAACAAGGUGACGCAGUUGGAGAAUUUGCUCAAGCAAGAAGCCAGAGAAGACAAAACGGCGGAACAACUGAAGAGUGAGCUCACUCAACUCGAAAUGAACACCACGAGUCGCGUGAAGGAUCUCGAGGAACAGGUCGCCGAGUUGCAACUCGAGCUCGAGACGCGCCCGGAUUUACCGCGAGACAUCUCCGCUCGCUUGGAAGCUCUGGAAAGCGCGAUGACGAGCGGCACGUCUUACGAUGCGGAAUCGGCCACGGCGCGCGCAACUGGCUUGCAACAAAGCAUUUCAGACGUGGGGGAUGCGCUCGUGGAACUUCGCGACGGCAUGCGAGACGAGAUGUACAAGGUGCAGAGCGAGCUCAACAACAUCCAUCCGCUCAUGGAUCACGGCGCUGGAAGAAUUGAUAUUCUCUUCGCUAAACUUACCGCGUUGGAGCACUCUGUGGAUGCCAUCAGCGACGGUGCGGCUUCGCAAAUCGGACGCUUGUCUGCACAAAUCGAACGACUGGAGAAGGCCCUCGCGGCGAGCUCGGGCGUCGUCUUCGAACCGUUCCCUGAGAUCGAAGAUAUUGCCAUCGAAGAUCCGGCUCCGAUGGUGGAGGAAUUCGUCGAGAAAGAAGACGAAGUCACCACCGACAUGUUUGCCCCGGUCGAGGAAGAACUCGCGGUUGAGGAAGAC